Terrapene triunguis (Three-toed box turtle) is the source of this 1019-nucleotide messenger RNA. It is a transcript of the gene TIMM17A, whose product is annotated as translocase of inner mitochondrial membrane 17A. Gene Ontology annotation, biological process: protein import into mitochondrial matrix. The coding region runs from base 55 to 555 and encodes 166 amino acids. The record is from RefSeq and is a predicted model, not a curated record. Lineage: Eukaryota; Metazoa; Chordata; Testudines; Emydidae. Gene Ontology annotation, molecular function: transmembrane protein transporter activity. The transcript has 6 exons. Gene Ontology annotation, cellular component: mitochondrial inner membrane; TIM23 mitochondrial import inner membrane translocase complex.
GGUCAGUCACGUGACUCAUUCGGGUGCCGGUUCAGACUCUGCAGCUGACCCAAGAUGGAGGAGUACGCGCGCGAGCCUUGCCCCUGGCGGAUAGUGGAUGACUGUGGUGGUGCCUUCACAAUGGGAGCCAUAGGUGGUGGAAUCUUCCAGGCUAUCAAAGGGUUCAGAAAUUCCCCAGUGGGUGUAAACCACCGGCUGCGGGGAAGUUUGACAGCUAUUAAAACCAGAGCACCACAAUUAGGAGGUAGCUUUGCAGUCUGGGGUGGUCUCUUUUCCAUGAUUGACUGUAGUAUGGUGAAAAUGAGGGGUAAAGAAGAUCCAUGGAAUUCAAUCACAAGUGGUGCCUUAACUGGAGCCAUAUUAGCCUCAAGAAAUGGACCAGUUGCCAUGGUUGGGUCAGCUGCUAUGGGAGGAAUACUUCUAGCUUUAAUUGAAGGAGCUGGUAUCCUAUUAACAAGAUUUGCCUCCACACAGUUUCCAAAUGGCCCUCAAUUUUCAGAUGAUCCCUCCCAGUUGCAGCCCUCCCCAUUUGGAGAUUAUAGGCAAUAUCAAUGAUUACAUUGUUCUACUGUUUCAUAUUGUACAUGUGAGCUGUCAUUUAUAAAAUGCUGGAAAACCAAGAUACAGAAAAUUGGAAGUGUAUGGUAGACCUCUUUGUGCAAACUAUGGCAAGAGGACACUUAGCACUUUUUCAUUGUAAAGAUGCACAAGAGAACUUUUAGAAUAUCAUAAAUAUAUUUAUUCAUCAUAGGAUUCCAUUGUUGUAAAGUUGAUAUGUCUGACAUAACACGUUAAUGCUUAAGAUGAGGACCAAACAGAAUGCUGUACUACUUUGGAUAUGGAAUGAAAUGAAUUUCUCUGAAGUGUGGUAUUAACAGGGGUGCGAUUUAGUCACGGAAUCCAUGACUUCAUCCAGCGCUGGCCGGGAGCUGCAGGGUUCCCUGCCGCCUGUGGAGGCAGGGAGAUGCAGGAGCCCCCUGCUGCUCCCGGCCACCACCGGUGGCGCGGGGGAUCCCCGC